CCGCGCGGAUCGCCCAUGGAGAAGCACCGCGUCCACCGCCUCGGCGGCGGCGCGGUCGCCUGGACGCCGUCCCCCGUCGUGGCGCUGGCCACCUCCCCCUGCGCCUCCCAGGUGGCCGCCGCGCGGGAGGACGGCUCCCUCGAGCUCUGGCUCGUCUCCCCCGGCUCCGUCGGCUGGCACCACCAGCUCACUAUACAGGGGAGGUCGGAGCCGAGGGUCACGUCGCUUGUCUGGGUCCCAACCGGCGCGGGAGGGCGGCUGCUCUCUUCCAGCGUCGAUGGGUCCGUGGCAGAAUGGGAUCUCUUCAACCUAAAGCAAAAGACUGUACUAGACACUCUCAGAGGAGCGGUCUGGCAGAUGGCCAUGGAGCCUGGAUACGAUCAACUGUUUCCUGGAAGUAAAAGCUCAGAAUGCGCCGCAAACGGCCAUGCAAAUCAGAAUGGCUGCGCCGACUCUGAGUUAAGCUACGUUGAUGAUGGUGACAGUUCUGACGAUGAAGAUGAUUCUGCCAAGACUAGCUCUUCGUACCGUGUGAAUGAGUUUCAGCGUUUGGCCCUGGCGUGUGACGAUGGCUCUGUGCGCUUGUAUAAUGUGCCUGAAUCUGGUGCAUUGACUUACUACAGAUCUCUUCCAGGAGUGAGCGGACGAGUUUUGAGUGUGACGUGGAGUAAUGAUGCCAAAUUCAUAUUUUCUGGAAGCAGCGAUGGAUUAAUUAGAUGCUGGGAUUCAGCAUUAUUCCAUGAAAAGUAUCGCAUCACUGCCGGAUUAGGAGGGGUUGGUAGUGGACGUGAACUUUGUAUAUUAUCGUUGCUAAUUCUGAGGUGUGGAACCCUUGUUAGUGGAGAUAGUUCUGGGAGCGUACAAUUUUGGGAUAGCCGCCAUGGAACUCUUUUGCAAGCUCACACUUACCAUAAGGGCGAUGUGAAUGCACUAGCAACUGUGCCUAGUCAGAACCGGGUAUUUUCUGCAGGAUCUGAUGGGCAGGUAAUUUUGUACAAAGCAUCAAAGGAUGAGUUCAGUGCUCACAAUCAGAAGGUUGCCGAAGAGCAAUCCCACAAGUGGGUCUAUGUGGGAUAUGUCAGAGCCCAUUCUCAUGAUGUAAGGGCAUUGACUAUGGCCGUACCAGUUUGCAAAGAAGAUGAUUUACCAGAGGAAAAGGCAGUAAAGAGUCGCCGGCGCGAAAAGCCCAUUGAAUUCAGUUACCACAAGUGGGCACAUCUGGGUGUACCAAUGCUCAUUUCUGGUGGGGACGACACCAAGCUGUUUGCUUAUUCAGCACGGGAGUUUACUCAAUUUGCACCUCAUAACUUCUGUCCUGCACCUCAGCGCCCAUUGAUAAAUCUGGCAAGAGAUAGCACAGUUGAUGGGGAUUAUCUGAUGCUUGCGCAGUCUGCGGACUGCUUGGAUGUUCUACUUGUGUCAGUUCAGAACAAACUGAUUCCAAGUACAUCGUCCAGAGGAGAUGCUAAAAUACGACGUCAAGUUGUUCAUCUGAAAAGCGACGGGUCCCGUAAAAUAAUUUCUAGUGCUAUCUCCCCCAGUGGAACACUCUUUGCCUAUUCGGACUGUGCGAAGCCUCGCCUUUUCUCACUAAAACAGAAGGGUGGAAAGAAGUACUCUCUAGAUAAAAUAAAUUUGGAAAAGAAAAUCCGUUGUGCUCAGAGUAUGAUGUUUACUGCUGACUCGUCCAGUCUGAUACUAUCUUGCCAUGAUGGAAAAAUAUACGUUUUUGAUAUUGCAGCAGGAAAAAUUUCAAUUGAAUUUCAACCUACGAGAACGAUGGAUGGAACACAACCUUCCAAAGAACCACCUGUGACAAAAAUGUUUCUGAGCGCAGAUGGGCAGUGGGUGGCAGCAGUUAACUGCUUUGGGGAUAUCUACGUAUUUAACCUGGAGGUUCAGAGGCAACACUGGUUCAUACCCAGAAUGAAUGAGGGUUCGGUUACAUCUGGUGGCUUUUGUCCCAAGAACAAUGCCCUUGUCAUAACUACCUCCAAAAAUGAGGUUUAUGUAUUUGAUGUAGAAGCAAAACAACUAGGUGAAUGGUCCAAGCGCAAUACACAUCAUUUACCCAGAAGUUUCCAGGAAUUUCCAGGAGAGGUCAUUGGCCUGUCGUUUCCUCCACUAUGUUCAUCUUCAGUUGUGGUCUACAGUACAAGGGCAAUGUGCUUUAUUGAUUUUCGAUUGCCAAUUGGUCAGGAUGGUCAAUUGCCACAUGUUUCGGUUGUAUCAGCAGAAAAGUCAGAUCUACAUAAGGCUACAAAAACAAAGGUUAAGCGAAAAGAUCGUGAUGAAGAUUUGAAACAAGAGAAAUGGAAUAAUUUUGAAUUCGUUGCUUUCAAAGAUCCGGUGCUGUUUCUUGGUCACCUAUUGGACAGUUCAGUUCUAUUAAUAGAGAAGCGGUGGAUGGAUGUUGUCAAAGGAUUCGGUGCACCGGUUCAUAGAGACAUCUAUGGGACAUGAUCCACAGUAGCGUCUGGACUUGUGGCACUCGUAACAGGCAGCCCAUUCUUUCUUUUUCGUUGAAGCCAUGAAAUGUUCCCAUCCCCAAGCAAGCUAUCUGAUAUGACCCUCGGUGACUCCCAAGAUGUAGUAGUACAUAAUGUGUGCUGGUAUCAUCUGAUGAUAGCAAGUAGGCUGGGUUAAAUUUUUUGCUAGUGGCUUGUGUUUCUUGAGUAGCCUCUUUGUAUUCUUCUUCAGUUGAGUAUUAAGUACUUUAGUGGACUUCUCACCGCACAAGUUGUACUGUGUUAAAGUGCGCAAAUUUUGUCACAUGUAAACAAUGUAUCAGUACUACUGUUAUGUCACUACUGCCGUUUGUCUAUGCCUUCAGUUGUGCUGCGUGUAAGCGAGCACAUGGCAGAACUUUGAUUGCUCUACACCAAAAUUGAAACUGAUAUGCUAAUUGCAAAAUUGAAACGUUCU
Molecule: messenger RNA, 2925 nt
Organism: Lolium rigidum
Lineage: Eukaryota; Viridiplantae; Streptophyta; Magnoliopsida; Poales; Poaceae
Product: WD repeat-containing protein PCN-like
Exons: 11
Coding region: 16-2463 (815 amino acids)
Biological process (GO): meristem growth; meristem maintenance
Molecular function (GO): protein binding
Source: RefSeq, a predicted model, not a curated record